CGGGCUCUUAGAACCGGGACCGGGCAGUGCCCGGCCGCUCCGGCCCGCAGCCGCACGGGGAGGCUGUCGGGUGACAGCCGGGCCCCGCUCCCCAUCACCGGCUCCACCGUGCACUCACCCUCCUGCCGGUGGGGUCCACCCCGAGCCAGCGAAGACCCCUUUAAGACCGGCUGCCCCGUCAGCGCGCCCGGCUCCAGCUGACAGCCGGGAGCGGCUUUGACGUCACCGUGACGUCAGGCAGCGCGUCACGGCCCGUGUCCCGUGUGUUCCCGCGGUCCCGGGCACAUGGCGGCGCGCCGGCGGCGGCAGCAGCAGCAUGUGACCGCUGUCACCUGACCAACAUGGCCGGGCAGCGCGGAUGAACGCGGAGCCGCCGCAGGUGGCAAUGGGGAAGUGAGACUCACUGCGUGCGGCUGGCUCUGCAGGAGCUGGGGAGGCCAAGGCCAGCGCCGCGCUCCUCCUCUCGCACCUUCCUGCAUCCAGCAUGGAUGGCUUCCUCCGGAGCGUGGAGCAGGACCUGAACAUCGACCGCCGGCAGCUGGCUGCUGCUCCGGACAGGACCCACGUUACCGCCUUCGUCCCGGUCAAAUGGCUGGCAAGCCUCAAGGAACGCCGAGUGCUGCCCGGGCUGUGCCCGCGCCCGGAGGGGCUGAGCGAGGUGGAGGUGAGGACAUUCCUGCAGCACUCUGUGCAGAAGCUGCCUGCAGGCUGGACCCGGCUCGAGAUCCACGGCCUGCGGAAGGAGAGGCUGCGGUACCCGCUGCGGGUGCAGCCCCCCGGCUCGGAGCAGCGCGGCGGCACCACAGAGACCCUGCACGGCUUCAUGCAGAGUGUGGCCUCGCAGAACUACCGCAACCUGUGGUGCCGGGCCCACCGCCGCCACGUGCGGCCGUACCGGCACACGGAGGCACCGCACGCUGUGCCGGCGCUGGGCGCGCUGCGGGCGGCCCUGCACAAGGCUUACGGCUGCCCCGUGCUGCAGGUGGGCAAGGCUGCACAUGGCGCUUCCCCAGCCAAGGAGAGCCUGGUGGCCGGCAAGGCUUGUCCCAAUGUGCUGCAGGCUGAAGCUGUGCUCGAGUCGGCUGAUAUGGUGUAUAUCAUCUACCCCUAUGUGCAGUACUGUUUGCAUGAUAUCGUGACUUUCAGCCCGGCCAAGCUCACCAACAGCCACGCUAAAAUCCUCUUCCUCCUGUUCCACGUGCUGCAGGCCAUGAAGGCUUGUCACCAAGCGGGUCUGGCUUGUGGUGCCUUUUCCCUGCGGGAUGUGGCUGUGGAUGAGAAGCUGUGCAGCCGGCUCCGGGUGAACUUCAGGGAGUACGAGGGACCGGAGAAGGAGGAAGUGACUGUGGAAGCUGGUCUGGAAGGAACGAGUGAGCAAAGCAGUGCUGGUGUGCGAGGGCAGGAGGGGAGGUGUGCUGCCUGCCAGAAGGACCUCAGAGACCUGGUGCUGCAGUGGGUGCACGGGCAGGUCAGCAACUUUGACUACCUAAUGCGUCUGAACAGCUUGGCUGGAAGGAGAAUGGGAGACCCCAAUUAUCACCCGGUUCUUCCAUGGGUUGUGGAUUUCACUACCAAAAACGGGAAGUUCAGGGACCUACGGAAAUCCAAGUUCCGCCUCAACAAGGGGGACAAGCAGCUGGACUUCACUUAUGAGAUGACCAAGCAGGCGUUUGUUGCUGGUGGCUCAAGUGGGGAGCAGCUCCAUGUCCCCCAUCACAUCUCCGAUGUCCUUUCGGAUAUCACCUACUACGUGUACACGGCUCGGAGGACACCCAAGGCAGUGCUGUGCUGCCAUGUAAGGUCCCAGUGGGAGCCCAAUGAGUAUCCAGCCAGCAUGGAGCGCAUGCAGAGCUGGACACCGGAUGAGUGCAUCCCAGAGUUUUAUACUGACCCUUCCAUCUUCCGAUCCAUCCAUCCGGAUAUGCCCGACCUGGACGUGCCCUCUUGGUGCAGCUCCUAUGAGGAGUUCAUUGAAGUCCACCGCAUGCUGCUGGAGAGCAGGGAGGUGUCUCAGGACCUCCACCAUUGGAUUGACCUCACUUUUGGGUACAAGCUGCUGGGGAAGGAUGCUGUCAAGGAGAAGAACGUCUGCCUCCACCUAGUAGACAACCACACGCAUCUGACCACGUAUGGGGUCGUGCAGCUCUUUGACCAGCCACAUCCCAGGCGCAUGGUGGGACCUGCCUAUACACCAGCUGAAGCUCCAGCCAUUGCCCGGCCUCUUGUCCAGAACAUCCGUGAGGCCGUGUUUAUGGAGGAUCUCCAAGUGACGGAUGCAGUCAAUGGGCUGGUCCUGGAGGCUACUCCCAGUGAAACCAGCUGGUCUGGGGAGAAAUCCAUGGCUGGUGAGGAUGAUUUAGAGCAAGGUACUGAAGCUUUGGAUUCAAUUCCUGCCACCAGCAGAGCUGCUGAUCAGCCCUGUGCCACGGUGCCACCAGCACAGCCCUCCACCCUCCCUGCUUAUGCCACCGAAGGCAAAACCUCAGGGGUCCGACCUCUCCGCCGGAGCAAGGCAGGUGCUGUGGAUCAGGCUGACAUGAAGAUCACGCUUCCCGAAGGCUUCAAUCCGCUCCAGGCCCUGGAAGAACUGGAGAAACUGGACAAUUUCUUGGUCAAAGGCUUAAGCAGUGAGAUGCAGCUGAUGGAGCAGCCAUGGGAAGAGCCCCCCCUGGGUAUCUCGGACCUCUUCCAGAGGGAUAUGCAAGCUUUGGGCAUCCUGGUAGCUGAGAUUAUAUUUGCACCCAGGAUUCGUCCUUCGAAGCCGGACGCAUCCCUGUUGGAGCGGUUCCUGUUGGUGCGUAACCUGUGUCGCUAUUAUCCCAAGGAGAUCCCGGCCCCACUGCAGCACGUACUGCAUGUCCUGCUGCAGCUGAACGUGCCGGUGGAGAAGCUGCUGAAGCCCAGGCUGGGCAAGGGCACGGUGCUGUUGUUUGAAUACAAACCCAUCUCCCAGGGCCUCCCUCCGCCCUGCCCCACGCAGCUCCUCAGCCCCUUCAGUUCUAUUGUCCCCUUCCCCACGUACUUCCCAGCCCUGCACAAGUUCAUUUUCACCUAUCAGGCGAAGAAGAUAGAGGAUGAAGGCCAAGGCCGGGAGCUUGUGUUCCAGCUGUGGCAGCAGCUGGAAGGGAUCCUUUCUGAAAUCACUCCUGAAGGCUUGGAGAUCCUCCUGCCCUUCAUAUUAUCACUGAUGUCCGAGGAGAACACAGCUAUCUACGCAGCAUGGUACCUCUUUGAACCCAUAGCUAAAUCCCUCGGCCCAAAGAAUGCCAAUAAAUACCUGCUCAAACCAUUGAUUGGAGCGUAUGAAAGCCCUUGCUAUCGCCACGGCAGGUUCUACCUCUACACAGACUGCUUUGUGGCCCAGCUGAUCGUGCGUCUGGGGCUGCCAUCCUUCCUCCUCAACCUGCUCCCACACAUCCUGCAGAUUCUCGUCGGCAUCGAGGGCUCACGGGAGGAGAGCAAAUCCCUCCUUGGGGCAGCUGAAGAUGAUGAAAGCGGAGGGGAAAGCCCCGUGUCGUGUGUGUUUGGGGAGGAGAUCAAAAUGGAUGUGGAGCACAGCUCGGCUGCGCUCGACCUCCUCGACUACACCUCGGGUGUCAGCUUCCAUGACCAAGCCUACCCACCUGAGAGCGAGGACUUCCAGAGUGGUCUCUAUGUAGGGGACUCCCUGCAGCCUCAGGAGCAGGAAUCGCUCAGCCUCGGGCGGCUGAGUGACAAGAGCAGUGCCAGUGAGGUGUCCCUGGGAGAGGACAGGCCUGCGGAUGGCGAUUCCCAGAAGGACAAGAGCAGCUUGAAGUCAGUGGACAGCAGCCAGGACCUGAAACAGAGCGAGGAGUCAGAGGAGGAGGAAGAGGAGCGCGAUGAAGAGGAGCAGGAUGACUCUGCAGUGGAGGCAGAGCUGACGGUGGCUGUGGAUGCUGGUGCCUCUGUCGAUGUCACCCUGGCUGAUGACAGCAGCGAGCCAGAGGAUGCAGAGGGAGAGGAGCUGCCGGAUCACUCUGAUGAUAAAGAGCAGACGAUGCUCCUGGACACAGCCUGUAAGAUGGUGAGGUGGCUCUCGGCCAAGCUGGGCCCUACUGUCACGUCCCGCUUCAUCGCCAGGAACCUGCUCCGCCUGCUCACAUCCUGCUAUGUUGGCCCUACCAGGCAGCAGUUUGUACCAAGCAGCGAUGAGAACAGUCCCCUGAGCACAGGAAAUAUCUAUCAGAAGAGGCCAGUGCUGGGAGAUCAAGUGUCCAAGCCAGUGCUGGCCUGUCUCCUGCAUGUGGCUUACCUGUAUGGAGAGCCUGUCCUCACCUAUCAGUACCUGCCCUACAUCAGCUACCUGGUCGCUCCCGGCAGUGGCUCCGGUGGUGGCCGGCUGAACAGUCGGAAGGAGGCCGGGCUGUUGGCUGCUGUGACACUGACACAGAAGAUCGUGGUGUGUCUCUCGGACACCACACUGAUGGACAUUCUCCCCAAGAUCAGCCAGGAGGUGCUGCUCCCGGUGCUGGGCUUCCUCACAUCAGCAGCCAUCGGUUUCCCCAGUGGUGCCCAGGCCCGUAUUGUGCUGUGUGUUAAGACCAUCAGCCUGAUUGCCCUGAUCUGCCUGCGGAUUGGGCAGGAGAUGGUGCAGCAGCAUUUGAGUGACACAGUGAGGAACUUCUUUGAGGCCUUCUCGCUGCUGCAGGAGCUGCAGGAGCAGAGGACGGAGUCACUGAGCAGCUGUGAGGUGCCAGUGAUGGAGGUGCCCCUUUUGGAUGGGAAGCUGCUGGAUCCAGCCGUGCUGAUGGAGUUACAGAAGGUGUUUAACCCUGAGAUGGCCUACAUCACCUACAUCCCUUUCUCUUGCUUGCUAGGUGAUGUUAUCCGCACGGUUGUGCCCAACCACUCGCUGGUUGAGAAGCUGGCCAGCCUCUACCUGGAGAACGUGAACCCCAAGAGCCUGCAGGUUGUCAGCCUGGAGCAGACACCCAGCGUGGUGGGCUUAGACCAAGAUGCACGAGGAACCGAGCCCUUCUCUAGCCACCAUGAGGACACUCACUCUGGUACCUUUGGGAGCGUGCUGGUGGGGAACCGCAUCCAGGUCCCCGUGGACACACAGCGCGAGGGUCUGGAUUUACUUCACCUCAGUGCUGGCACUGAUGGCUUCAUCCCCAGCUUAUCCAGCGAGGAGAACACCCUGAAGCACGACCUUCCUCGCAGCACCCACAUGCUGUGUGGGAACUGGCUGGCCUACUGGCAGUAUGAGAUUGGGGUGAGCCAACACGACCCCCGUUUCCACUUCCACCAGAUCAAGCUGCAGAGUUUCUCAGGGCAUUCGGGGGCCAUCAAGUGCGUGGCACCGCUCAGCAGUGAGGACUUCUUCCUUAGUGGCAGCAAGGACAAAACCGUCCGCCUCUGGCCCUUGUACAACUAUGGGGAUGGCACGAGCGAGGUGCCAGCACGGUUCACGUAUGCUGAGCACAAGAAGUCUGUUUUCUAUGUGAGCCAGCUGGAGGCAUCACAGCACGUGGUGAGCUGCGAUGGGACCGUGCACAUCUGGGACCAGUUCACAGGGAAACUUCUCCGGACUUUUGAUGAAUUGGACAGCAAAGUGCCCAUCACGGCUGUGACCACCAUGCCACCUCCCUACCACAGCAUUUCUGUGGCCAGUGCAGACUCUGUGCUGAGGUUCAUUGACCACAGGAAGCCGGGAUUACAGCACGAGUUUCGCCUGGCCAGUGGGGUGAGCGCCGGGCUCAUCCGCUGCUUGGCCAUCAGUCCCAAUGGGCGCAGCGUUAUGGCUGGCUUCUCCUCUGGCUUCAUUGUGCUGCUGGACACCAGGACAGGACUCAUCAUGCGGGGCUGGCCUGCCCACGAAGGGGACAUCCUGCAGAUCAAGGCUGCAGAGGGCAAUGUGCUCAUCAGCUCCUCCUCGGACCAUUCCCUGACUGUGUGGAAGGAGCUGGAGCAGAAACCUUUGCACCACUACAAAUCUGCAUCUGAACCCAUCCACGCGUUUGACCUCUAUGGCAACGAGGUUGUCGCAGGCACUGUGGCCAACAAGAUCGGUGUCUACUCCAUGCUGGAGUCCUCAGCGCUGCCCAUCAGCACCACCAAGCUGAGCUCUGAGAACUUUCGGGGGACCCUGACCAGCCUGGCAGUGCUGCCCACGAAAUGCCACCUCUUGCUGGGCUCAGACAAUGGCAUCAUACGCCUCCUGGCAUAGCUGUCCCCAGCCUGGGAGCUUGCCCCACAGCGCUGGUGGCAGAGCUGAAAGCCAGUGGUGUUCCUUAGGGAGGAGGCAGGGGGAGGUGUGCUGUUAGUGGUAAAGCAUCUCUAACCUCUUAUCUCUAUGAAUCAAAAAAGCCAUAACUGAGAAACCUCCACUGCUGCUGGGAGAGAUACUGGGCGUUGUAGGUCACUGUCACCCCUGCAGAGAGGCCUGGAGCUUUCCAUACCAUGUGUGCCUGAUCCCCAGGGGACUGUGAGCUGCCCUCCAGAGUAAUAUGGACCACAGCUUUCCCCCUCCCUUUAAGAAGGGGUAAGAGGUGCCCCUUGACAAGAAUACACCAGUAUAGCUACUGCCAUCUGCACUUACCCUUCACUUCCACUCCUGAACCACUGAACACUCCUAUUAGGAUAGCAUAAGCUGGGCCUGGGAACUGCUGCCUUCAGGGCUGUGUGGUGCUGGGCAUCUCCUCCUCCUGUGGUCUGUGUGUGAAGCCCAGACAUGCACUCUGUUAACUUUAUGUUCUGCCAGCUGAGUUGGAGCCUGUAUGGGAGGAGGAGAGGUUAACAAGAGCCCUUCUGCUGCCAUACUGGCUCCAGGGCAAGUACUGGAAUGGAAAUCAGCCAAGGCACAAAGCCUGUCUGCUUUGCCAUUUCAUUUAGGAACGGGCUGCUGCAGAGGGAUGGGUUGGGAUUGGAACAUGACCCUCUAGGGAGGCCAGAACUACAUGUUUCCAUGAGGAUUUUGCUGUCUGGAGCUGUAGGGUAGGGAUGGCCUCUUUGGUGGUUCCUGCCCCAGGAAUGCUGCAUCCCAUGGUUGUGUGAGGGGUGAGGAAUGCCCUGUGUGCCACAGACUGGUAGGGCUUCUCCUUUGUGCUGGUCAGACUCCUGGGAAGACAGGACAGCAGAAAGGUGCUCAGUUUUGUCUCCUGGUGCCCUUACAGCAUGAAAACCAGGAGGCAGGAUCCAGCAUGGUCUCAUUCUGACCUUCCCUUUGGGACAGCACCCUCUGUUCCCACUCCAAAAGCAAGGGGAAUGCUCUUUGACCCAGCUGUAGGAGCAGUUGCCUCACUUCUAUUGCAACCCUUUUCCCAUCCAUCCUUCAGCCUAAUCAGAGCCAGUAUUAGGGAGUGGGAUGCUCUUACCUUGGGCAGAGGAGGAGCCUGCUGUGGGUUGUCCUGGGAGGAGAAAGGGCUUUUGCCCAGCUGCUGGUUCCUGUCAGGAGCCUGCUGUUGGGAAGGCUGCCUUCUGCUUCCAGGCAAGGUGGGGAGGUGAGCGGUUGGCCCUUGCUAUCCUUCCCUACCCAAGGGGAGCUCUCAGUCCCAUGUUGCCUAUUAACCAUUUGCAAUAGAUGUAAAUACUUCUAAUAAACUCUUUGA
Molecule: messenger RNA, 7571 nt
Organism: Melopsittacus undulatus (budgerigar)
Lineage: Eukaryota; Metazoa; Chordata; Aves; Psittaciformes; Psittaculidae
Gene: WDR81
Product: WD repeat domain 81
Exons: 11
Coding region: 485-6190 (1901 amino acids)
Biological process (GO): aggrephagy
Cellular component (GO): mitochondrion
Molecular function (GO): phosphatidylinositol 3-kinase regulator activity; protein binding
Source: RefSeq, a predicted model, not a curated record